This is a messenger RNA of Bombus terrestris (buff-tailed bumblebee), 3975 nucleotides long. RefSeq names its product transmembrane protein 8B. The record is from RefSeq and is a predicted model, not a curated record. The transcript has 6 exons. The coding region runs from base 788 to 2893 and encodes 701 amino acids. Lineage: Eukaryota; Metazoa; Arthropoda; Insecta; Hymenoptera; Apidae. Gene Ontology annotation, cellular component: plasma membrane.
AUACAAUCCUUAAGUUAUUCGUGUAGAAUCGAAUAUCGGUUUGCGUAUCCAUUGUAACGCGUUCACUGAAAAGUAAUUCGAAUGCGUUAUAAAAGUGAGCUAGCAAACGAAUCGACAAUUAACUAUCGAAGACAAAUUGGUGAGCGGUCGCGUUAUAGAAAAUCAAUUUUUCAUACAUUAUUUAACAGACUCGUCCGAUUAUCACGAUACUUGACUAAUGUACCUCAAGUAGUAUACGAAGCAUUCGAACGGCUGUAUCUCUCAAUUUUUAUUCGUAUCGCAACGAUUUUCUUAAUAAUUCUCUGGUGUUAGUUCUAAGUCACCAGAUAAUUUUCGCACUAUGUUUUUUUCAUUACCGUAUUGUCGUUUAAUUCAUAUUAUAUCUUCUAUAUCUACAAUAAAUCUUGCUUUCAAUUUCCGCGCUUCCGAUGGAUUUAUUCGAAUUAAAGAUUACUCAUUAAAGUAUUUCCACCGAAUUUAAAAAAUUCGUAUUAUUCGAGAUUAAAAUUUCUACGACGACGAGUUUCAAUCCGAUAGGAACGGUAUUCUGUAUCGCGGCACGGAAGCGCAGUCAAAUAAGCAAUCGCGUCUUGCAAGCGCAGGAAGCGCGGGAAUUGGCAAUGGUAUUUGACCUACUUGGUCACGCGUAUCACACGUAUCGCACGAAUCUUCUUCAACGUCUGAAACGAGCCUCGUAAAAAUCAACAGCCAAGAUUUUAGGAUAACAUACCUUCUCCGAUCAGUCGAAGAAGUAGCUUGUUAUGAGACGAAUAGCAGAAUCUAUAAUAUGCGAGAUAUCGUACUAGUCAUUUCGUUGGCAUGGAUCUUCGCGAUACAACGAUGUCUGUGCAGCAAAUUGGAACGGAUUGCUCAUCGACCCAACAAUAUUCUCAACGACUAUUACGCCUAUCGUCACAUCUCCAUUAUCCACUUCGAGGUUCCGGAUCUCACGAUGGUUGCAGGAUUCAAGUUCACUGUAAAAGAAGAAAAGAUUGGGGGAAUAGGUAGAUGCUCAGCUCGAAAUGUUUCCGUGUUUCUGAAGUCCGGUAGCUUACCGUUUGUGAAGCCGGAUGGAUCGAAGAUAGCGGCGAAUCUUAUGAAAGGAAGACGCCGAUAUUAUUCGCUAGACAUGGAAAGCAACGGGGAUGAAUGUAUGAUAAAAAUCGAUGCACCCGUGCCGGGCGAUUGGUAUGCUAUUGCGUUUCGAUCUUGGAGCGACCCUAAUAACGGAAAGAUCACGCAACAAGGACUUGGAGCAUCAUGCGAUACAGUGUUGGACGCGGAAUUGCUUAUAGAAUAUCCCUCUGUAUUCUUGUCAAUAGAUCCGAAAUACGAGUACGCACUGUAUAUGAACGAAAGCUUGGACUCGGUUGUGAUGCAGUUGUUAAUACCCGAUGAAUUCGUGGAUUCUAGUUUUUCAUUAAAGUCGUCUUGCGAAGAAUGCAGGAUCGCGAUCCACGUGAUUGCGGAGGAUCACCUCACGGGAACGAUAAUGAAUACUACAAACGCCACGGUGUUCUUCAAACCCUAUUCGAACGCGUUUCACUAUGUUACCAUCCAGUUGCUCUCCGGAGAGAGCUCUAACGUGUCCUUCCAGUUUCUCGACAAUUCUUCCGCUCACGAUUUGGAUCAAGUGAAGUCGGUGAAUUUGAUAAGAAAGUCCUUGCCUGACUUUUUCCUCUUCGAUUACGAGCACCUGCGGGAAAAUGGUACAAAACCAUCGGCGUUUAAUUUAACCUCAGACACAUUGUCCGUCCUCAGCUUCGAAAUCGGUCGAGUGUACGACGUCGGUGGAACUCUGACUCUAAGUUUGAAACUAGUUGACGCGAAAGACGAGGAGAAGAAGAACAUCGUCGUGGUCGCGUGCAUUUCAUUCGGUUAUUACUCGAAUAUCACUGCUGGCGGAGGUUGCAUUCGAAUGGAGAACACGACAGCUGCAGACAUUUACGUAAACCAUACAGGACCAGCCACCCUUCACAUUCCAUUCCCGGAAUCAGGAAUCUGGCAUAUAAGUCUGAGAGCAUUUUGCGUAGAGGAAAAUUGCCAAUGUAUAGCAACUUGUCUGAAUGAGACCGCCUGCGAGGACUGUGACUGCAUGAUCCCUUGUAACACCACAGUAGAGAGUCGUAUCUCUUCGUUACCUUGCAUCGAAGGUCGCUGCAACUCUCGCGGGAAAUGCAUGCAUUACAUGAGCGGCGGUUUCGUAUUUGCCGCGUGUUAUUGUUCGGAUGGUUAUAGAGGCUUCGAUUGUGCGGAUGACACUUACGUUCUCGGUAAUAGCGACGUAAUAAUCCGCGUACUAUUGCUAACGUUCAGCAACCUGGCAUUUAUUGGUUCCGUUUAUGUGGCCGUGCGUAGACAAUAUUUUACGGAGGCGAUGGUUUACGCCGCUGUGAUGUUUUUCUCGACGUUCUAUCAUGCCUGCGAAGCUGGAGAGGAUGUGUACAGCGUAUGCAUUAUGAGACUGAGCGUUUUACAAUUCUGUGACUUCUUCAACGCCCUUCUGUCCAUUUGGGUGACGUUGGUAGCAAUGGCUUCGUUUGGACCAAAGCUCACUGCUUUUUGUCAAAUAACUGGUGCUGUUAUUCUCGCUAUGAGUGCCGAAAUGGAUCGUACAGCUCUCUGGGUGUUUCUCCUGCCAGCUAUAACAGGUUCUGCACUGAUCGGUCUGUCUUGGGGCAUGAGAUGCAAAAGAAGGGGUACGGUUCUUUAUCCAUCGCGUCCUUACAGAAACAUUUAUUUUCCGGCUGGUCUCCUUCUAGUCUCCCUCGGGCUUGUUUGUUACGCCUUUCUGCAGACAAAAAAGAAUUACUAUAUUGUGCACAGUAUGUGGCACGUGUGUGUCGCUAUAGGAGCCAUACUCCUUCUACCGAAGCGACAGUACAUGAAAUGAUCGUUAUAUAAAAAUGUUUUCUUAUAUUUACCAAAUGAAAGUUAUUGAAAAGUGUUAUUGUCUAGAAAUGAAAAUCUCAUUGCCAAUUUAACGAAAGAAUCAGGUACAAAAAGAUAUUUGUAGCAAUCGAAAGUGCUCGUAGACGACGGUACAUCGAGCAUAUUAUUGUAAUUACCGGAGAUCUUAUUCUUGUGAAAAUCAGAUAAUGUUUAUAAGAUAGGUAACUAUUCAGCUACUGAAUGUACAUUGCGAAACAAUACGAAAUUCACGACAAUGUUAAUUGCUUCAAUGUUGUCUAUCGUUACAUUUGCAUAAUUAAGAAGCUCGAAACAUGUUUUUAUAUCACGAUUAAGAUACGUUCCAGAAUAGGAUUAUUCAAACGACGUUAGCCUUGAUUGCUUGUGUUUGUUGAAUUUAUUAAUGCCAACUAAAUUACAUAGCUUUAACAAUACGUUUAACGAAGAUUUAUGUAUUUUGCUAAGGACCAAAGAACUUCUAGGAUACGUACAUAUAAUUACACGUACAGAGUAUAACAAAGAAUGUUCAAUAUUUCUCCUGUAAAAGCGAAACUGCACUUUACUAACUUGAAUAUAUCAUAGUGCUGUAUAAUCUGUAAUUAAGAACGAAUUCCUCGAGGACUAUCUUGGGGGCUUAAGUUCCAAUUCGAAUAUCGACUGUUCGAUAUUUCACGUUAAUUUUACCAAGUUCAUUUUAAUUCUCUUAGGAAUCAACACCUCGCACGUGACUCAUACACUUUAAUAGAAAAAUUCCAUAUUUAUAUACGCUCUAAAAGAUUAUUGUAUCUACAUCGAAGAUUGUAGAACUUUUAAAACAGUGUACAACGCUGUACAUCGUGUUCACAUUGAAAAAUAACAGAUCGUCACGCUAUGUAAUUACAUACGGUGUUGUUUGUCUUACACGAGGAUUGUGUAAAGAAUAAGUGUCUACGUCGAAGGAAAGUCGUCGCGUUACACGCUAAACUGCGCGAACUAGCGACUUCGUCAUAUUACGCGGGAACAAUUUCACUUUUCUCGGUUCGCAUGUGUAUAAGAUAGAAUAAACAUAAAAGGAAAUUGUUGCAA